Messenger RNA from Diabrotica virgifera virgifera (western corn rootworm), 9588 nucleotides. RefSeq names its product protein phosphatase 1A (gene alph). The record is from RefSeq and is a predicted model, not a curated record. Bases 215 to 1333 code for a protein of 372 amino acids. The transcript is spliced from 7 exons. Lineage: Eukaryota; Metazoa; Arthropoda; Insecta; Coleoptera; Chrysomelidae. Gene Ontology annotation, biological process: negative regulation of stress-activated MAPK cascade; protein dephosphorylation. Gene Ontology annotation, molecular function: manganese ion binding; protein serine/threonine phosphatase activity; magnesium ion binding. Gene Ontology annotation, cellular component: nucleus; cytosol.
UUUUUAGUACACAGCGCACGCGUAACGAGAGUAACGACAUUUGAAAUCGCCAUAUUUUUAUUUUUAUUGUUGUGAUCUUUAAAAAUCACUAAGACGGGGGGAGAGUAAAUUGUUAUGUAAAAUUACGAUUAAUUAAACGAUUUUAUUUUAAAGAAAUUUAGAAAAAAAUGAAGUUUCGUUAGUAUUUGAAGCUCAAUUUGUACUAAAAAGCGAAAUGGGAGGUUUUCUUGACAAACCUAUGACAGAUAAAUAUCAGGAAGAUGGGGAAGGUAAUGGAAUUCGUUAUGGGGUUGCGAGUAUGCAAGGAUGGCGUGUGGAAAUGGAAGACGCUCACAUGGCCAAAAUUAAUCUUGGAGAAGCCCUGAAGGAUUGGUCGUAUUUUGCAGUUUUCGAUGGACAUGCCGGUUGGACGGUGUCUGUGCAUUGUUCGGAACAUUUGUUGGAAACAAUUAUGGCAUCAGAAGAGUUUCAGGAUGAUGUUAAGAAGGCUAUCCACAAGGGCUUUUUAGAACUGGACAGUAAAAUGCGCAGCCUGCCCGAGAUGACUUCUGGUGAAGACAAGAGUGGUACCACUGCGGUCUGUGCUUUUAUUUCGCCACGCAAUAUAUAUGUAGCUAAUUGUGGUGACUCGCGUGCUGUAUUAUGUCGUGAUAAGGCCCCAAUAUUCACGACUCAGGAUCACAAACCUGUCUUACCCAGUGAAAGGGAUCGCAUUGUGAAGGCAGGAGGUUCUGUCAUGAUACAGAGAGUGAAUGGUAGUUUGGCGGUGAGUAGAGCAUUGGGCGAUUUUGAUUACAAAAAUGUGGAAGGAAUGGGUCCAUGUGAACAACUCGUUUCACCGGAACCAGAAAUAUUUGUAAGGGAGAGGGACGAUAUAUCGGACGAGUUCCUUGUUCUGGCUUGCGAUGGCAUUUGGGAUGUAAUGAGUAAUGAGGACUUGUGCGCAUAUAUACACCAUCGUCUUUGCAUUACGGAUAAUCUUAAAGAAGUUACCAGUCAAGUUAUUGAUACCUGUUUGUACAAGGGGAGUCGCGAUAACAUGAGUAUCGUACUAAUAGUGUUUCCUGGUGCCCCCACACCAACUCCUGAAGCUGUGAUGGCUGAAAAAGAACUAGAUGCAACCAUUGAAAGGCAUGUCAAAGAGUUCUUAGAACAAGGUGAUAAACAAUUUAGUGAAAUUCUUCAUAGUCUUAUGUCAAUUCAUGUUGAAGGAUUGCCACCUGGAGGAGGGUGGGCUUCUAAGCGUACGCUAGUUGAAAGAAUUUUCCAAGAAUUAUGUCCCGAACAAGCAGAAUCUAUAAGUCAAAGUUGUGAUUUUUCUUUUAACUAUUAAUUUCGUGGACUGAUUUUUAUUUACCGUCAAAAUUUGUUACUGUAAGUUGAAUUGUCAUUUUCAUUGUUGAACUAGAAAUUAAAAAAAACAUAGAUAAUGGAGAAGCGUUACUUAUCAGUUAAACAGGGUACGGAUUCAAGGAGAGAUAUCGACGGUUUACCCAACAAAAAUGUACAAUUCUAGGAUAGGGUUAUAAUUUUUUUAUUAAUCGUGAUUUUUGUUUUUUUGUAAUUUUCAUUGCUGCCUUCAGGUUGUAUUAUGGAUGUAAUAAGUCUAGUUUUCUCCAAUAGGUACUUGGUGAACUCGUUGUUUUCUUGAUAAAAUUUACAUAGACUUUGAGAAGUGCUAAAAUAAACAGAAAUAUGAGGUAGAAUGUUUAAGCAUGUGGAAUGACUGUUAUAAAUUUGUAUCGUUUUAUUUAUUGCAGAUUUUUAUUUAUUUACCAAUCUCUUUGUGUUUAACUCUUAAUAUUUGCUUUAUAUCAAUAUAUAUUAUUUAUUUACAAAAAGAAUAUAUAUCUACAACCUAAAUAGUUUAUCAACAUUGCAAUUAUUAAUUUGUACUUAUGCAUGUUAGUAAUUUAUGUUUAAUUAAUGCUAUUUAUCUAAAAGAAACCCGUUAGAACAUCUUUAUUGUCAGAAUAACUUAUUUGCUAUUAAGGGUGCUUUGUAUAGGUCGUGUGUGAAAGUAAUUAUAGAAAUCCUUUAAUUUUAUUAAUUUAGAAUUAGAACACCCGUUAAAAAGUAUCCCGCUUUAAGGAAUACAAAUUUGAGGUUCCGAAACGUUUCUACUAGCUAACAAUGAUCGGUUAUUAAAAUAUCCCGGUUAUAGGAAUACUUUUCCUUGGCACGAAUGCUAUUCCAAUAAGCGGGUUCGACUGUACUAAUUUUAGUUAUCACAGGACAGUAGAAGAUGAUUUUUGUUGACAGCUAUAUCGAUUAUCCAAAAAAGUAUCAAUGUUAAAAAUUAAAGAUUGAUAUUUGGAACUAUGGGUGGGCUUUCUAUAGUUUCUCUUUCGUAAAAGGACGUUCGUAUGGAUCCCUAAUAUUGUUGUAAUUAAAAAUACUGAAUCAGGUACUCUAAAAUAUUAAUAUUAAGAGAUACCUUACCGGCAUUAAGAAAACACUUGUUACGUUAACCACAAGGUGGGGCGAAAAAUCAGAAAUGUACUAAAAAUACGAAUAAAAGUAGGUUUAUACAGGGUGUCCCCGAAAAUAAUGCGUUCCUUAAAGGUAUAGGUAGAAGGCACAAUGUAGAGCAAAAAAGUCUUAUAACAUUUUUUUUUAAUUGAUCCGUUUGACCAAAAAACGAAAAUACAUUUUGAUAUGCAAAUUGAAGUCUGGCAACAACGCGCAACUCAAAAAUCGAAAAAUUAAAAAAGUAGGUUUGUAGGUCAGUUGCAUCUGGUAGGUAAAAUAAUGUAAUAAUGUAAUGUAAUAAGGUAAAUAUCAACCAAACCAAUAUCCAUUAUUUUGCAGGUAUGUCAACAUCCCCAAAAAUCACACCUCAAAGUAAAUAGACAAGGGGUUAUACCCUAAAGAAACGCACUAUUUUCGGGGACACCCUGUAUAAAAACAUACACUAUCAGUUAUGAAGACCUCUGAGUACUGAAGGCAUACACGUACCAGGUAUUUAAGAGACUCAUUAAUAUUCUGCUCAGCGGGUGCUAUUGUUGGAGGUGUGAAAAUAUAUAAUAAACAAGAGAUCCUUUCAUAAAACAGGUAGAUCCCUUGUUUAUGGAAUUCUACACCUCCAACAAUAGCACCCCGCUGAGCUGAAUAUUAAUCUCGUAGUAAGCUGGUACUACUUUAAGCAGGUUAUAUUCUCUACACAUUCAUCACAAAUUGUAUGUGAUGGGGUCGCCAGCAACCCCCACCUAGUGGUACUAGGAUUGACAAUUUUAAAAAUUUACAUAACUCUUAAGAUAAUUUUAUAAAUUUCUAUCGUAUAAUCUAAUACUAACACCCAACAUAAGUUUUUUUUUUUUAUAUUCAGAUGAUAGUAUUGUUUCAUGUUGUGAAUGUAGCAUAUUUGUAUAAACUGAAACAAUUUCUGUUUAUUUUAUGACUACAAUGAAUUUGAUAAGGUGUGUAUAGCUAGUAUCUAGUCAUUUGAUUGAUGUCGAAUUGGAUUGUGCCUAAUUCUCAUUGGACAAUAGCGACGUCUGUUUGUAUCCAUUUAUUACGGAAAAAUAGACAUAGUUGUUUGUAUGUCCUAGAACUACAGGCGCAUGCGUAGUGGUGUUCAAAAGAUGUGAAGUUGUAAUUUGAUCCUGUUCUUAACCUUUUCGGCCCCCUCGGGAUACAUAUGUCCCACUAAAAGUUUAAAAACAUUUACUGGCUCAAAUGCGUCCCGAUUUCGUAGAUUUGCUUUAGGGGUAUUAUUAGUUCAAAAGCAAGAAAAUAAACCUGAAUUGACAACACUGGAUGACUUCCGGAGUCAGUUACAGAUUUAUUUUCACAAGUUCUCGAUGUUUUAAUGCGUUUAUAUUCGCUUUUUACCAUUUUCGUCGAGAUUUUUGAAAGUGAAUAUUUUUGUGCAUUUAUAUCAGUGGAUACUCCAUAUUCUAAUAAUAUGGUAUAGUAUUUUGAUAGAAAUAUUACUGAUUUUCUAAGAAUAACCCUAGUGGGGCAAUAAUGUCCCAGUGGUAUUUUUAAGCGGGACAUAUUUAACCCAAUGGGUUUUUUUUGCAUUAUGUCGAAAAGAGGGCUUUCUGAAAAGGAACUUCAAUCUUUAGCCGAUAAGUUUUCAGAUAUUGAAAGUGAGACUGAUGACGACAGCGACAAAAACUAUGAGACAGAGACAACAACACUUGGAUCUUUUUUCAUAUAGGUACUACCACUGAGAUAUAUACAGUGUGAAAGGCACUUGUGAAAUAAAAUUAUUUCUGCCCUUGUUUCAAAAAAUCAUAAAAAAUGCUGAGACCCGUCGAUUUUUAAAUAAAAAUGUGCACUUUGUAAACAUACAUUUAAAUUUACAGGGUGAUUCAUGCAAGUCCAGCAGAGUCCAUAAGCUUUAUUUUUAAUGGAGCACCCUGUAUAUUUUUAUAUUUUUAAAAGCUGCUUGACCACCUGAUUUCAACGAACUAUAUCAUGUAGGGUGUAUUAUGAAUAAUACAUUGUGAAAUUUUGAAAUUUCAAAGUAUGGAAACCACUUAUGGAAUAAAAUUGCUUGUGUCCUUAUUUUAGAAAAUUAUAAAAAAUGGGACACGUCUACUUUUAAAUUCAAAAGGGCGGUUCACAAACGUAAAUUUAAAUAUACAGGGUGAUUCACGCAAGUACAAGCAUAGUCCAUGAUCUUUAGUUUUAAUGGAUCACCCUGUAUAUUUUUAUUUUCUUAGAAGCUACUUUACGUCCUCAUCUCAAAAAAGUGUAUUAUGCAGGGUCCAUUAUGAAUAAUACAAGGUGAAAAUUUGAAAUUAUUUAUUUAUAAAUUUCGUCAAGACCUUAAAUACAAAACCCAAUAGAUUUAUACUUUUAGUUUAGAAAGUGUAUGUCUUUAUUUAGCUAAUUUAAAAAUAAUACCAUUAUUUAAAGUAUGAUAAAUUAUUAAUUUCAAAAUUUUAUGUAAGUUUUUUUGAUGUGGCGUUGUUCAGCAGAUUCUAAAAAUAUGAAAAUAUACAGGGUGUUUCAUUAAAAUUAAAGAUCAUGGAUUAUGCUAGACUUGCGUGAGGCAUCCUGUAUAUUUAAAUUUAUGUUUAAACAGUGCAUAUUUGAAUUUAAAAGUUGACAUAUCUUGCGUUUUUUUAUAAUUUUCUAAAAUAAGGAGACAAACAAUUUUAUUUCAUAAGUGGUUUCCACACACUAUAAUUUCAAAAUUUCACCCUGUAUUAUUCAUAAUAUACCAUACAUGAUGUAGUUCGAUGAAAUCAGGUUGUUAAGCAGCUUUUAAAAAUAUAAAAAUAUAUUCAAGUAUAUUCAAAUGGGAAAUGAGCCACAAUUUUACCUAAAAAUGAUUUUAUUAACGUUUCGACGCCCAAGUCGGGUGUCGUUGUCAAAAUACAAAAUAAUACUAAAUAAGACAGAUCACAUGCUAUGAUUUUUUGUGGCAGAUAUUCUUGAGUUGGGAUUGAUUUCAUGUAAUCGAAUGAACUAUCUUUUAGUAAAGUCGUCUACUUUAAAAUGUAUAAUACGUGUCUGAAUUACCGAUAUAAAUGAGUCAGAUUAAAUAAAUUAUUAGAAGAAUUUUUUACUAAGCAACAACAUUUUUGUUUAUUUAGUAUUAUUUUGUAUUUUGACAACGACACCCGACUUGGGCGUCGAAACGUUAAUAAAAUCAUUUUUAGGUAAAAUUGUGGCUUAUUUCCCAUUUGAAUAUACUUGAUUAUAAAAAUGCCACAAGAAAAUAGCUUCUUCAGAACAACAAUAAAAAUAUAUAGGGUAUUCCAUUAAAAAUAAAGCUUAUGGACUAUGCUAAACUUGCGUGAAUCACCCUGUACAAUCAAAUUUAGGUUUAAAAAGCGUAUAUUUAUAUUUAAAAAUGGACGGGUCUUAGCGUUUUUUAAAAUUCUUUAAAACAAGGACAGAAAUAAUUUUAUUCCAUAAGUGCCUUCCACCCUAUAUAUGUCCCAUCUGUCAAUGUCAAAUCUAAGAAAAAAAUCGUAUGAAAACCUGUUUGCGUAACCUAAUUACAUACAAAAAAGCUCAGAAAUUACUAUUUCAACUCCGUUUAUUUAAGUAACAGAAGUGGGGCUGAAAGGGUUAACCAAAGCAUUUUUCGGUUAAUUGUUUGAAUUUAACAUUUAGAGUGAAAAGUUAUAAUCUUUUACUUAAUGUAACAGGCACUGAAUGAGAGGUUAAAAUCAAAAUAUUCCAAAAGUUGUAAAAACUCGAGGCUAUACCAAAGCAGUAUGCUACACUAAGCUCAUUUUUCCAUUCCCUGUGGCAUAUUCUAUGUUGGUGGUUUUUUGUAUCACUAGCAAAGUCUAACAAGCUAUCCUAGAGACUCAUUAAUAUUCAACGGAAUGCUAUUGUUUGACAACAAGGAAUCAUUUCAUAAAACAGGUAGACCCCUUGUUUAUGGAAUUUCACACCUCAAACAAUAGCACCCUGCUCAGCUGAAUAUUAAAGAUUAUACUUUUUCUGGGUACUCUUUCUGGUGCGGUAGAUUGUCUUUUAGUUUUGCAUAUAAGCAUAAAAACAAAGAAUAUAUAGACUUAAAGUACUUUGUAACGCUGUCGUUGUAUUUGAUGCUCAAACGUUGUCUUAUUUCGUUAAUAAAAUAUAUUUAUAACCUACGUAUCGAACAUUAUGUGGUACAUGAAUGAAUACUACCGACGAUCGCGUGGAUUAGGAAUUACAUUUAUUAAUAUGAAACGGACAUAUAAGGAUAGGAUAUCUCGCUCAGCUCGCCAGCGGAAAAGACAUGUAGGGGUACGAUCACCCUCGUAUAAGAAUAGGUAAAAGGAAAAACCGUCGGAUUCGUUCAGCGCACCAAGACGACGGCGGAAAAUGGUCGGGAUAACUCACCUCUUAUCAACUAUACCAUAUAUCAACCUCUAUAAUCAACUAGGCUUUUCGUUCCGACUUUUAUAUCGUCCGAGACGGUAUAAAAACACGUUUUACUUAAUUCAUUGGCGUACUCUAGACGAUAAAAUUAUAUUAUCGUCACAACUUUAUUGCUUUUCAAAAUAUGCCCCACCAAGAUCAUACACUUUUGCAUACGUUCAAACCAAUUGGUAAAACAGUUUUUCGUAAACAGUAAAAAUCGCUGUUUCAAAGGCAUCGAUCGCUUCUUCUGGCGACUGGAAUCGCCGCCCAUGCAUUGAACGUGGAGAAGUUGUUGGGACUUGGGUCGGGGCUAUACGGUGGAUGGUUUAACAAUUCGAUGUUUUGAAGUUCCAAAAACUCUAUUGUCUUUUGGGCAGUGUGAGCACUUGCAUUUUCAUGAUGUAGGAUGAUUCGCCGUUUUGUGUGGUUUUGUCGAAGUUUCGCGAUAACUUCUGGUAAACAAACGGUUGUAUACCAAUCAAAGUAACCGUUCCUCGAUCUUCUAAAGCAAUUGUUGCCACAUGACCAGAGUUUGACACAAAAGUUGCGACCAUUUUCUUUGACACACUUCGAGAACAGAUCACUUUUGUUGGUUUUUCCUCAUCGUGAAAUAUCCACACAGCGAAUUGGCGUUUAUUUUCCGUUUGGUAUGCUUUUUCUCAUGAGGAUCUUUCAGCGCGUCACAGUUUUUCGAUUUCUUUCUAACGCGUGACAGAAAAAAACGCACGUCGGUGAUUACAUUUCGUCGGUGACAUUUAUAACAUUUAUUUUAGCUGUCAAUAGAUGGCGCUAUAAUCGAAAAAAACAUUAUUUCCGAAUUAUAUAAUAUAUCUACGAAUAUAAUCUGUACAAUUUAUAAGACUAUACAAAUCAAAGAAAAUACCAUUUUAUAAAUGCAAUAAAUACAAUUGAUGUGAUUUUAUGCCAAAUUGCAAAUAAAAUGUGACAACUGUCAGAUUUAACUAAAGUGUCAUGUCACUAAAAUGUAUAUUAUCAGGGACUUACCUUUUUUUCUAUCAUUUGUGACGCACUGAAAAAUGCUCAUGAAAAGAAGCAUAGGAGUAAAUCCAAGAUUUAUCGCUACUAACAAUACUAUAAACGUUUUUUGAGCUUCCUUUGUUGAACCGUUCCAAUGUUUUUCGACGCCAAUUGUCGCGAACCGCUUUUUGCUUUUCUGUAAGCAAAUGAGGGAUCCAACUUCCUAACACCCAGUUCUUCAUGCAGGAUCUUUUGGAUCGAGAUCUGAAAUGCCCAAAGAUGCCUCUAUCUCCAGGUAUGUUACACGGCGGUCAUCCUUAAUUAGCUAACGAACCGCAUCAUUGUUUUGCUGUAUGACAUGUUUUGGGUGGACCUGGCCUGGAUUAUUCGUCACUGAGACUGGGGCGACUACGUUGAAAUUCGCAAUACCAGCAGAAAAUAGUUGACUGGUGUGAUGCUUCAUUCCCAAACACAGAAACCAUUUCAGCGUGACAUUGCUGUUGGGAUAAUCUUCUCCGAAAAUUGUAAAAAAUUAUUGCUCGAAAAUGUUCUCAGCUAAGAUCCAUUUUUCCACCGACUUGCUAAUUUCAAAAAGUCACUGUAUCUACACGACUUGUAUCGCAAUGAAACUCUCGAUUCAUGUCAACAAAAGAUUGAGGUUACGUUUGUGUCUGAAGGUUUUCUUGGUGGCGCCCUCUAAGCUGCUAUAUGCAAAACUAAAAAGACAGGCCACGUAUCGAGCUUAAUCAAUAAUAAGAGUCUCUUAGGGCCGGUUGUUCGAACGCUAAUCAACAUUGAUCACUAUCAAAUAUUUAAUUACUGUCACAACUGUCAAUGUCAACUUUGGUUGGGUUGCUGAAAACAUAGUUAAUUAUAAUUAUGAGAUUAGUUAGUCAAUUAACAUAACAAUUAUUAACAUAAUUGAUUAACUAAUUUCAUAAUUGUCAUCAAUAAUUAUGUUUUCGACAACCCAACCAAAGUUGACAUUGACAGUUGUGACAGUAAUUAAAUAUUUGAUAGUGAUCAAUGCUGAUUAGCGUUCGAACAACCGGCCCUUAGAUAGUUUGUGAGACUAUACAUCUUAGGAACUUUUUAACAAAUACAUGUAUUAUGUGACUACUGACAAACUGCUAAUUUUUAAUGUAUUUUCGACUAAAAACUAUUAAUGACAUGUAGCUAUCGCCAGAUCUGCUAACACAGAGUGAAAGUAAAAAUCACAUGUAACUCAAAUUGAGAAUAGGUAGAACGAUUUUAUUUAAACCAAAUUGUGGAUUUGUGCUAGUUUAGCUUAUUUAUUGACGUUUGAUAAUCAAUGUCUCUCUGUAAUGUCCGGCAGCACUUGGAUUGAAUUUUGAUUCUAAUCCUCUCUUUUAAGUUAACCGAAGAAUUAUUUUGUUUUAUUUUAGAAUGAUACGUAAAUACUUAACUCGAGUUCACCUUGCCCUGUUAGAAUAUGCGCUAUAAUAAAAUAAGGGAUUGAAUUUUUGUUAUCAAUAUCUUUAUUUUGAAAUGUAACAUAUACCUAUGUGAAAACAGGAUGUGAAGCAUCCCUGUAUAUUUUUUUUAUAAAAGACGGUUAAACUUGGGGGCAUGUAGCUUUUUUCUUUUUGAUAUGAAUUUUACAAAUAUGCACAAAUGCCAGUUAACAUCUUGGCCAGACUUAACUUUUUCAAACUUUGUAUCUUUGGAAUUCAGGUAUUUUUUCAGAUAUUUAGAUUGACCUCAAUUUUUUUAGAGUAUGUGUACAGUAGUAAAUUAUAUUUUUAAAUAAAAUUGAUUCCAUUAAAA